ACAAUCAAUACUUGACACGCGUAUUACAUAAAUAUGAACAUAUCCAUUUUCCAUGUUUUAUUUAUAGAAAUUAGGUCAGUCAAUAUUCUAAUAUCUUAAAGGAACUUAAAAUUGUUGGCGUGACUGAUUAUCUUAAUUUAAUGUAUAUGUAACCGUGAUUAGUUAUUUUAAACUAUUAAAUGCAAUAAUACAAGCUAUGUAAUAGGGUUAAAUAAGUUACUGAAUGAAAUCGUGACAAUUUGCCAAGGUCAAAUAAACCAUAACCGAAAAUGUAAACAAGGAUACCACUUUAUCAAAAAGGAGAAAGCGUGAAAAACAUGUCUAAACGAAAAAACGAAGAUUUAACUGAGCAAAACAAAGUUCACGGAAGUCUUAAAAGGAAGAAGUCACAGGACAAUCAGGAAUUACAACAUCCAAAUUCCUCUACAACUGAACAUGCUGCCAUCGAGGAAACGGGGUUUUCAAGUGGGAUUUGCAAUAACGAACUUGCAAUAGGCGGCUCCAUACAGCCUUUCAAUACAGAACUAUCCGGAACAAUUGGUCCAUUUGUCCGGAUAACUGACACUGGAGAAUUAUGCUUUUUGACGGCAAGGUACAUUUUUGGACCCUAUCAACCGCUUGAAACUUUCAAAGGGACAUUGGUUUAUCAGAAUAUAUUUUGCGGGGACAAGACAAAGAAAUUGCAGCGGAUUUGUGGACAUGUAGUUGCAGCUGAGUAUAGCGAAAAUAUGGACAUUGCUUUGGUGAAGAUAUCUAAAGAGUGCAUACCUGUUAAGUUCCAGUUUAUAGAUGUCAAAGAGGAACAGAUGAUACAAGCAGGCUUGGACAGAACAAAUUUUCCUUUGUGUGGAAAUACUAGUACAGCAAUGGAUGCAAGAGGGCUUACAUCACAAGAAACAGAAACAUACAGACUGGUAAAAGUUGGAAUGGCAACUGGGUUCACAUCAGGGAUAUUCUAUCUAAAGGAAGGCAAAGUCAUGACUGAUGAGUACUUUUUUCAAAUUCAAAGGGAGACGGCAAAUUGUAGUUUGACCGAAUUUGUUACAUAUCAAAAUCAGCUCCGUGUGUUAUCCAAUGGUGAUGGCAGGUUUGCAAAGGAAAGCGAUGCAGGAGCAGCAGUUUAUCUUGUAGACACAAACAACAGAUUUCAUUGUAUUGGUACGAUUUGCCGCGCUAUGGAAGAUGGUGCACUUGUAACUCCAAUUCAGGAUAUCCUCCAGCAUCUUAGUCGUCAACUUGGUCAAACACUAGAACUUGUUACAUUCGACUCUCAAAUGGCAACUGAUUCCUUUAACCCCUAUGAGAAGGCAAUUUUUGAUCGAGCUUUGAAGACUGGAAAGGAAAAUGACAGACACAUACGAGUAAACAUUAUAGGCUUUUAUGGACAAGGAAAAACAUCUCUCACCAGAAGGUUAUUGCAGGACUCAUUAGAUGAUAUUGAAAGCACCGAUGGUAUAGACGUGCAUAUAAGAAAGUGUAAAAUAAGCAAAGGCGGCUGGGAAACAUUUGGAGCAAAGAAUGAAAUUCAUGAGCUUUCUCGUCGACUUGUCGCGGUAGCACACUCAGAAAAUGUCAAGGGAACAAAAGGCAAUGAAAAUACCGAAAAGUGGGAAGACAGUUUAGAUCUCACAUCCCCGCUGAGUGAAUGCAAAUCAGCGUCACUUACAUCACUGGACAGUGAUACAAAAAAUGGAGAAUCGAGCAAACGUACGCGUGAACCUGAAAAUGCAGGAGGGGAUAUAAACAUCGAAAAUUGUAAUAUUUACACAAAAAAUAGAACACUGUUGAGACAUUUUUCUGAAAACCUACGUCACAAUAAAGCCUUACAAGACGAUGAGCUGCUGGCAACUAUUUGGGAUUUUGGAGGACAGUUUAUUUAUUACACAACACACCAGAUAUUUCAUUCAAGAGAUGCAAUAUAUCUGUUGGUGUUUGACCUAAAUAAAGAUCUAGAUAACGUUAUAGAAGAUACAGACUUCCCUGAGAGACAGGAAAAGAUGAAAAACAGUUUGAUGUUUUGGGUGAAUUCCAUUAAUGCCUUUGUUGGCACAGACGAUAGCAUGGAACCUGUCAUCAUCCUCGUAGGAACACACAAAGAUACGUUCGAAGGUGAUGUAGACGCCAAAUUAGAAGAAGUUAAAAAUCUAUUUGCUGGCACAGAUGUACGAAAACAUAUUUAUGAACAGACAUUUGCUGUCGCUAUUUUUGACACGCAUGAUAAUGUAAUUAAUGACUUGCGCAGUAUAAUUCAUCAGAUCGGAAUCAAAAAGGCAGCAAAUAAACAAAUACCAGCUAACUGGAUUCCAUUAGAAAUGUUACUGUUAGAAGAGAGAGAAACACGUAUAGUUACAUUUGAAAGGGUAAAAUGUAUAAAUGCUCAUUCUGAUUCGCCAAUAGAAGACGUGAAUGAGUUAAAGCUCUUCCUGAAGUACCAUCAUGAUAAGGGGACUCUUGUUUAUUUUGAUGAAGAAGAACUGAAUGAAUAUGUCAUAUUAAAUCCUCAAUUUCUUGUGGAUGCAUUUCGAUGCAUCAUUACAUCUAAAUCAGUCUGUGACGGAAGUGCUAGGCUGUAUCAGCUUUGGAAGAGAAUGAUAAAUAUGGCCAUUUUAGAACAGGAAUUACUAAACGCUGUUUUGAGUAAGAACAAACAGUUCUCCAAGUUUUCCGCAAUUGUACUUAAGUUUUUGAAAAGGCACAGAAUUUUAGCAGAGAUUCUUAAAAUGGAAGAAAUCAAAACUCCGAAAUCAGUCACAAUAACUAGAACUGGAAAUUACAUGAUACCAAGUUUUUUGAAAGCUUGUUGUAAUAGCGAAACGGCUGAAAAAUUUAUUCACGGUAAAACGUUUUCUAGUGUUAUUCUUGGGAUAUCGCUGGAAAACAAUAUCGUGCUAAGUACUCUUUAUGAAAGAGUUACAGCUGCUGCAGUCGGAAUAUGGCCUCCAAUAGUCUUCCGAGAUCAGUAUUUAGUUUUCCAGAAUGCAGGUUACUUUCUGCUAGAUUUCCAACAUACAGGGAAGAUCACAAAGGUGGAAGGAAAGGGUCUCGAAUUGAUGGUAAUAAAACUGGUUCCAUCAAAAGAGGAUUUAGCGGUUAUAAGUGACGGUUUUCGAAGAUAUGUGGAGAUGGUCGUGCGUCAAGAAUUUAGAAAACUUCAUGAUGACCCAAGAAAUGAUCCAUUUAGUCAUUAUAUUAAAUGCAACCAUACCGAACAUAAUGGCAAAGGAAGUACGUUGUCUCAUGUAUUUGAAGAAAUCAAAGGAAAAAAGAAAGUUUGUUGUCCUGAUUAUGAAAACCAUAGCAUACAGGUUAGACAAGCAGAUGAUGAAUGGUUUCAGAAAGAAACAUUAUCAGAAAACAAACAAAAACUUGCUGAUCGUAAAGUGACAGAGAGAGAUUUAGUGAAGAUAGCACAAGCGAUCGGUUCCAACUGGAAGCUUCUUGCGUUUGAACUAGAUAUUCCCGCAGAUGAGGUUGACAGGAUUGAAAUGAAAAAUCAUCAUGCUGGAAUUUCAACAACGCUUUUCUACAUUCUCAAAUAUUGGAUGGACCAUAAUUCCGAGAAUGCGUAUUUGUCAAGUUUAAUAGCAUCAAUACAAAGUAUUGGCGAGCUUACAGUGAACAACGAUAAAUUAAGAAAUGUAAUUGAUGAUUUCUGAGCCACAUUUGAAGAGAUCUAAAAUACUGUAUAGUCUCUAUCUGAAAUUAAUCUUUCUUACCACUGUUGUGAAUCAAGUUUUGAGCUGUGAAACGUCUCCCACUUAAUUGAAAUUUGUUUAGCUAUGCGUGUCGUAAGGCUAACAGGGCAGUAUAGUCACAGCACCAUGUGGGAUGCCAAAUAUGACAGAAUGAGAAACAUGUGCAAUAAGACGGAAACUAAAACCGAAGGCCUCCGAAUUCCGACCAGAUUCUCUACCGACUGAUCUACAUCUGACUCUUGACUAAAGUCGGAAACAAUGAUGUACCUCUUCUAUGACAGCACGUUGAACAUUAGCUGUCACAUGGUGAGAAAACUUGUCAGCGAGACCGGCACUCAAACCAAGGGCUCAGAAGACGACAGAGCUACCGCAUCACAAGUCACCUUUACUGCGUCUUCACAUGAACUAACGCUACGUCCUAAAUGGCGAGUUGCAAGUAAUUAGAUCUCAGCUAUUGUAAAUAUAUUCGUGACGUUUACAAAGGACAGUUACAUUAUCUCAAACUUAGAUAUCCUGUAAGUUUUAUAACAAUCCAUUGCCAAAUAAAGCCAACAUUAAAAUCUUAAAACUUCUUUGAGUCCUAAGUCGUUGAAAUAUCAACAUCUUCCUAUUGACGACCAACUCAAGACAUCAAACAACGAUCCGCUCACAAGUACUCGAGAUAUUUUAACAGAUUAAAGUCUCUGUUAAAUGUACCAUGAUCUUUAGAGCAAUGUGUAGUUUGUAUUAAUUCAUACUGAAUGGGAGAUCAGGAUGUUAAGUAUUGCAAAGUAUACGUUUUCAAUUUCUUGUUGUAAAACGACUUUUUCUCGUACAUUUGUACCAAUGUUUGUUGUUACAUGACAGAGAACAGGAAAACAUGGAAUUGCAGCCUUGAUCUUUUCAUGCACCCCCACCUUCCCCCCGAAGGUGGGUAUAUUAAAAUCGCACUGUCCGCGCGUACGUGCGUGCUUGCGUGUAAAUUCUUGUCCUAGCUGCCAUCCAUACAGGGAUUUCAAAAUAACUUGGCAUUUAUAUUCACCAUAAUGAGACGACGUGUCAUGCUUAAGACAAAGAUCCCUAGCUCCAAGAUCAAGGUCACACUUAGAGGUCAAAGGUUAACAGGGUCUGUUUCGUGUCCGGUCCAGAACUCUGCCGUCCAUGAAGGGAUUUGAAAAAAUAACUUGGUCUCAAUGUUAACCAUAAUGAGACGAUGUGUCAUGCGCAAGACUCAGAUACCUAGCUCCAAGGUCAAGAUCACACUUAGAAGUCAAAGGUUAACAGGUAUCCGCUUCUUAACUCUGUCAUUUAUCCAGGGAUUUUGAAAUUACUUGGAUAAUUGUUCCCCAUAAUUAGACGACGUGUCAUGCGCAAGAUCCAGACCCCUAGCUCUUAGAUCAACGUCACACUUAGAGGUUAACAUGGUCUGUUUCUUAACUCUGCCAUCGAUGAAGGAUUUUAAAAUUACUUGGCAUAAUCGUUCCCUAUAAUGAGAUGACAUUUCAUGCGCAAGACCCAGACCCCUAGCUCCAAGGUCAUGGUCACACUUAGAAGUCGAAGGUUAGCAUGGUCUUUUUCUUGUCUGGUCCAUAACUCUGCCAUUUAUCAAGGGAUUUGAAAAUAAUUUGACACAAAUGUUAACCACAUUAGGUUGCAAGGUGUGUUGCGCUUAUGACCCGGGCCACUCAGAUCAAGGUCACAAAAUGAUUCCUACCUAAACUAUUCUGGCAUAUAUUGCUCAGACAACUGUAGCAUUUUUGGGCACGCUUCGGGGGCAUUUGUCACUAAUAGAGACAACUCUUGUUCCUUGUAACAUGUGCGACAGAGGGUCAGACUGCAGUCAAAAUUGCGUUUACAAAAACAAAAUCAUAUUGUUAAGCUAACUGUGAAAAAUUAUCCAGAAUAAAAACCAUGCAUUCA
This is a messenger RNA of Mercenaria mercenaria, 5594 nucleotides long. RefSeq lists its product as uncharacterized. The transcript has 5 exons. The record is from RefSeq and is a predicted model, not a curated record. Gene Ontology annotation, molecular function: protein binding. Lineage: Eukaryota; Metazoa; Mollusca; Bivalvia; Venerida; Veneridae. Gene Ontology annotation, biological process: signal transduction. The coding region runs from base 318 to 3656 and encodes 1112 amino acids.